AUGUAGUUUUUAAAAAGCUGGAUUAAAAAAUUGAAAAAAACUUUUUCAAAUAAUAAAUCAGUUUACGCUGGUAUAGCUUUAGUGAUAUCAUUUUAUUUCUUAGGUAAAGCAAGUAAAGCAUAAUCUAUUCCAAAAGUUAAACUAAGCUAUUUCUUGUUAGCUUUAUCUUAGAAUAUAAUAUCAGAAGUAUUAGUUGAGGGAAAAACACUUUUAUUUAGAUCUACUAAUAGUAAUAAUUAUUAUCAAACCGAUGCUUCUAUGCUUUCUAAAGAUAGACUUUUCCUUUUACUAAAGGAAAAGCCAGAAAUUGUUUUUUCAAGCGUAGAGAAAAACAAAGGCAUUAACAUCGCCAACUUAUUAAUAACUCUUGCAAGUGCAUACCUCACAUUUAAAAUAGCAUCAAAAUAUAUUAUGCCAGAAAAAGAAAUUAAGCCUAUUGAUGAUGAAAUGAGAGUGAAAGUGAAAUUUGAUUAAAUUUAUGGACUUAAUCAUGCUAAAUCUUAACUUUAAGAAAUUAUCGAUUUUUUGAAGCAUCCUUCCAAAUAUCAAGCUGUUGGAGCUAGAUUGAGAAAAGGUGUUUUAAUUUAUGGUCCUCCAGGAACUGGUAAGACUAUGUUGGCAAAAGCUACUGCCGGUGAAUCAAAUGCCAAUUUCAUUUUCACUACUGCAAGUGAAUUUGUAGAAAUGUAUGUUGGUGUUGGUGCUAAGAGAGUUAGAGAUUUGUUUUCAAAAGCAAGAAAGUUUGCACCUUGUAUUAUAUUUAUAGAUGAAAUUGAUGGCGUUGGCUCUAGAAGAAAAAAUAAAGAAUCUGAACAAUAAGGAGCAGAAAUGGAAAGAGCAACUACCUUAAAUUAACUCCUUACUGAAAUGGACGGAUUCUAAUAAAUGGAAAAUAUAGUAGUUAUUGCUGCAACUAAUAGACUCUAGCUUAUUGAUGAUGCUCUUCUUCGUUCAGGAAGAUUCGAUACAAAAAUCAAGGUUAACCUUCCUGAUGAAGAAGAAAGAAAAGGUAUCCUUUAAGUCCACCUAAGAAAUAAAAAAUAAAAAGUAAGUGAUGAAACACUUCAAGAUAUAGCUAGUAAAAGUGAAGGUUUAAGUGGUGCUGAUUUAGAAAAUGUCACUAAUGAAAGUGCAUAUAAUUGUAUUCAUAAAGAAAGAGAUAUGAUUAAUGAUGAAGAUAUUUUAGAAGCCUUUGAUAAAAUAUAUAAAGAGAAAUAAAGUCAAUUUUAGUAUUUCUGA
Tetrahymena thermophila SB210 is the source of this 1239-nucleotide messenger RNA. Its product is annotated as ATP-dependent metalloprotease FtsH. Gene Ontology annotation, cellular component: chloroplast thylakoid. Gene Ontology annotation, molecular function: ATP-dependent peptidase activity; ATP binding; ATP hydrolysis activity. The record is from RefSeq and is a predicted model, not a curated record. NCBI's taxonomy places the organism in Eukaryota, Ciliophora, Oligohymenophorea, Hymenostomatida, Tetrahymenidae. Gene Ontology annotation, biological process: proteolysis. The transcript has 8 exons.